AUGGCUGGGGAGAACCAGCAGCGGACUCUCCGGAAGAGCAUCGCGGCUCAGCAACCGGCUCCGCAGUCGCCCCCGCCUGGCAACAGCCCCAGCGCCCCGCAAGCGCCCAGCCCGGACAGCGGCGACACGGAGCGAGUGGCGCUCAAGAAGGAGAUCGGCUUGGUCAGCGCCUGUGCCAUCAUCAUAGGUAAUAUUAUUGGUUCUGGCAUCUUUAUUUCACCCAAAGGAGUUCUUGAGCAUUCUGGGUCAGUGGGACUCGCACUCAUAAUAUGGAUACUUGGAGGUGGGAUCUCAGCACUUGGGUCCCUCUGUUACGCUGAAUUAGGAGUUACCAUCCCUAAAUCAGGAGGCGACUACUCCUACGUCACUGAGAUUUUCGGUGGAUUAGCUGGAUUUCUGCUGCUAUGGAGUGCAGUCCUUAUCAUGUACCCAACCAGCCUGGCUGUUAUUGCAUUGACCUUUUCCAACUAUGUCCUACAGCCAGUAUUUCCCAAUUGCAUCCCACCUUACAAAGCUUCACGAGUCCUCUCCAUGGUGUGUUUAUCACUGUUGACUUGGGUGAACAGCUCCAGCGUUCGGUGGGCCACACGAAUCCAGGACAUCUUCACCGCAGGAAAACUCUUGGCUUUGGGUCUUAUCAUAACUGUUGGCUUUGUGCAAAUCUUCAAAGAAAACUAUGAAGCAUUGAUACCAAGCAAUGCCUUCAGCUUCUGGAUGACCCCGUCUGUGGGACAUUUGGCCCUAGCCUUUCUCCAAGGCUCCUUUGCAUUCAGUGGGUGGAAUUUCCUAAAUUACGUGACAGAAGAACUGGUUGACCCACGCAGGCUGUGUUUCUCCGGUGCCCGAGAAGGCCACUUGCCGAGUUUCCUGGCCAUGAUCCAUGUCAAACAUUGCACCCCAAUUCCAGCUCUCCUCGUCUGCGUAGGUGUUCCUGUAAAAUCAAUUGACAUAGUUAAUAGAAAGACUAUUGAAUCUUUAACCUACUGGGGCCAGAAGAUCUGUUUUGUUGUCUACCCUCAGAAGGGAGCUCCUGAAGACGAUCUACCUUUCACCGAUUAUCCCUCUCAAGAAAUCAAAAGACCUUAA
Molecule: messenger RNA, 1086 nt
Organism: Thamnophis sirtalis
Lineage: Eukaryota; Metazoa; Chordata; Lepidosauria; Squamata; Natricidae
Source: RefSeq, a predicted model, not a curated record